UUGCUAUAACCAAGAAUUAUGAGAAAGGGCAAAAGUAGGUAAUUUUGACUUUUUUACAUUUGAACAGCAAUAAAAUAAGAGGCCAACCCAAACUGUACUUAAACUGAUAUAAAGUCUACCUUCACUUGAACGGUAGAUUGCUUAAACAUUGUACUUUGUUAUAUAAGCCACUGUGAGCCCUCUCUGUUCUGUCGUUCAUUAUUUAACACUAUUUAUGUCUUCACUUGUCACAUAGGGAAGGCCACGUACAGUAAAGAAGAGCCAAAACUAUCUCAGUUUAUUAUAUUAUAUACUUAUCUUCAACUAAUUAGUCUGAAUAGGACAGACAUGUGAUAUCUUAAAUCCGUAUGACUUACUGCUUUGACAAAAUUCUAAAUGCACGCAAAAAAGUUAAUUUAUAAAAGAGGUCGGAGCGCGCGCUACUGAACCACUUCAUUCACGUGACUUAAUUCUCAUGUUAAUAGGAGGAAGUGCUUAUCAAACUUGCUCUACUUAGUCCCUAUUGUAUUCUCCAUAUCUCCAUCUGUGUGCCACCUGCUGACUGCCUGUGUAAACCGAGCUGUCUUUGAGGGAAAGGAGAUGGACAUUGUCAAGUGGUGUCCUCCCUAAACUAGCGCCGGUCCAUGCAUCUUUUAUGGACAUGCAACAUUCAUGGCUGGCCCGCUGCCGCCCACACGGGAAGGCCGAUAAUCGCGUCUCGAGUUGUCGGUUCAACCCCCAGGUACACAAAAACAGAUCCGGGUCCAUUCAGGGGCACCGGUUUCUUUCACUAGACAUGCUAUCUCAAACUAGAAGGGGGAGCUUUGAACUUUAGGUGAAAAGAAAACCGCUAUCUUCAACUUUUACGCAUCAAAUUUUGGAUAAUAAAAUGAGUGUGUCCAGUGGUACGGAGCCCCCAGCAGCGGUGCUCGGUUUGGGAUUGGACACAGGAGGAGGACCGUGGCUUCAAAGACAGAAAUAUGGGAGCAGUGUUUCGGUCCAAACGUAUUCGCUAAACAGUGGGACUGUUCCAGCACCGCCGCCGCCCACAGCUGUCGGAGCCCGGGUCCGACUGCCCGCGCUCACCGCUAAAGGUCCGCGGAGGAAAAGCGGCAUGGCCCGGCUCAGCCUCAGUGAGCCCUCUCUGUUCCCUCACAAUGACAGUGUUUUAUUUGGGGGUCUGUCUUGUGCCUGUGGUCCCAACUUGCUCCAUAAACGUGCCCCUGUCUCCUCCUCUUUUAUAAAACCCUCCACUCUCAGCCCCAACCCACCCCCACCUCUGCCCCAGGACCACUCCCACCCCCAGGGCACCUCCAGACCCCUCUACCUGCACUUUUCCAGGUCCAUCCAGCCCAGCCUCAAAACUAAAGCCAAGAGACGACAUUCACAUACAGUCUCCUCCGAGUUCAGAACUGCGGCCUCACAAGUCUCUCCUCUGUCCGAGUCCCUCUCUGUGGUGGGUAAAACCUGCCUCCCUGUGUGUACUCCCCGCCCCACUCCUGCUGCAGUCUCAGGACCCUCCAGGCCCCACCUCCAUGUGUUUCUGCCCUCUGAAGCUGAGGGAGAGGACAGCGAGUCUGUGGAUGAGGGCUUCAUGGAUGAGCUGGACCAUAAGAUGAGUUCUCUCAAGCUCCAACAGGCGGGGCCACAGACUGUAGCGCUGCACUGCAACCAGAAAAACUGGAGCCACAGCUGCCUUGAUUGAUGGAGCUAUAGCUUUAGCUCUUCUGUGCAUGCCCAAACCACCUUAAAGUGCACUUGACAGAUUAAUAUAUUUUUCUAAUUAUUACUUGGUUAGGUGGGAUAAUACCUGAUGUAAAUAGUCAUUACAAGUUUACACCAGCAGUUUGUGAAGAAAAAUAGAAACACAAAGUUGGAAAAUAUAGAAAGUAGCAGAGAGUUAUAAAAUGAAAUCCCGCUACCAUUAAUUCCAUUCAAAAUGUGAAGGCAAUUUACAAGCAAGGAAUACAUAAUUUAACAAAAUAAAGGUGUUUGUCAUAUAUUGUGCAAAAUUGACUCUUUUGAGCUUUAAGCCAUGAUACCUCAUCCAAAACAUACCUGGAGUUGUGCUUUGUUUUACUCACACGUUUGAACAACCCUUUAUCAUUAGUCUGUCUACAUCUCCAAAGUUCCACCUUGUGAUGUCAUGUAGUGAUAGUUUUCAAGUUCAGUAUCAGAAAUCAUAUUGGAAUUCCCAUGGCAGAAAUGAUCCAAAUGAUUCUACUGAAGGUGUUUGGAGUUUAAAAACACAGUGGAGCAAUUCCUGUAUUACCAGAUGACAUCACAAAGUAUUUUUUCAGUUUGAGAGAAGAACUCAACAUAAAUAUGCAGGGGCUGUGUGUUAAACUUGUGUGACACAAUUCCGGUUAUGUUUGUGAUGAGGAAACAACAUUAUAACAGAUCACAAAAUAGAUCACAAAACAAAACAGAUCACAAAACAGGGUAAUACAGGCCCUUUAAAUCUAUGAUGUUAGCUAUGUUUUAGAGAACUGAGUAGUCUAACUUGUUAUGCACACUUUAAUUUGAAUUUUGCAUCUUCAGCUUCAUAGAAGAUACUGAAAUGUUCGUUGUAAAUAAAUCUGAACAUUUUUAAGCAUUUCUACAGUGUUAAUAAUUACUCAGUAUUUUGGCUUUUCUCAUCAUAUAAAGUCCUUAAACCUGUGUUAUUUCUGUAAUAUGCAUCUUAACGUGUUACCAAUAAUAAAUCUAUUUUUAUAUAACAUCUUCAACUUUAAUUUUAUACAUUACAAUUUAAUAUGCCAACAGGUAGUGUUGAAGAGAUUUUUUUCUAUCUUGGAGUUAGCUCUUAGCCUAAUCCCAGGUGAGAGUUUUCUUUUACAGCUAUUAUUACCAGUAUCCAUUGAAAAUAGAUCUUCUAAUUUUGUUUUCUUCCUUUAGCAGCUACUCCUGUACUCCUGUCAUCGCUGGACAAAAGAAUUAUUGAAUUAUUUACAAGUCCAUUGUCUUCAACAGAAGUUAGAAGUAUGAACUAAAACUUUUACACACACACACACACAUAUAUAUACAUAUAUAUUACUGUAUUACUGUUUACUACUUUCUACAUUUUAUUUACAUACAGAAGACAUCAAAUAUAUGAAGAUAUAUGGAAUUAUGUAGCCAAAAAACGUUACAGUGCUGUGAAAAAUUUGCCCCCUUUCCUUUUGUGUGUCAUACUUAACUGUUUCAAAUCAUCAAACACAUUUAAAUAUUAA
Boleophthalmus pectinirostris (great blue-spotted mudskipper) is the source of this 3191-nucleotide messenger RNA. RefSeq lists its product as uncharacterized. The transcript has 3 exons. NCBI's taxonomy places the organism in Eukaryota, Metazoa, Chordata, Actinopteri, Gobiiformes, Gobiidae. Bases 869 to 1684 code for a protein of 271 amino acids. The record is from RefSeq and is a predicted model, not a curated record.